Molecule: messenger RNA, 1553 nt
Organism: Postia placenta MAD-698-R-SB12
Lineage: Eukaryota; Fungi; Basidiomycota; Agaricomycetes; Polyporales; Adustoporiaceae
Exons: 12
Coding region: 83-1201 (372 amino acids)
Biological process (GO): protein phosphorylation; cellular response to oxidative stress; osmosensory signaling pathway
Cellular component (GO): nucleus; cytoplasm
Molecular function (GO): ATP binding; MAP kinase activity
Source: RefSeq, a predicted model, not a curated record
UCUCCUCCUCCCCACUGCCAUCUCCUGCGACGCCCUCUGUCGCUCUCCUCAUCGUUCUCCAUUGUUUCUCCCCGCCAUCUCCAUGUCCUUUGUCAAGCUCAGCAUAUUUGGUACCUCCUUCGAGGUUACAACCCGCUAUGUUGACUUACAACCCGUUGGAAUGGGCGCGUUUGGUCUCGUCUGCUCCGCAAAGGACCAGCUCACAGGCUCAUCCGUCGCGAUCAAGAAGAUCAUGAAGCCCUUCAGCACUCCCGUCCUCUCUAAACGUACAUACCGUGAACUCAAGCUCCUCAAACAUAUCCAACAUGAGAACAUCAUCAGUCUCAGCGACGUCUUCAUUUCCCCACUAGAGGACAUCUACUUCGUUACAGAGCUACUCGGCACGGAUCUCCAUCGUCUUCUAACCUCGCGUCCACUCGAGAAGCAAUUCAUCCAAUACUUCCUCUACCAGAUCCUGCGAGGUCUCAAAUACGUUCAUUCGGCUGGUGUCGUGCACCGUGAUCUCAAACCGAGCAAUAUCCUGAUCAAUGAGAAUUGUGACCUCAAGAUCUGUGAUUUCGGCCUGGCGCGCAUUCAGGACCCACAAAUGACGGGCUAUGUCUCGACGCGGUACUAUCGUGCACCUGAGAUCAUGCUCACAUGGCAGAAGUACGAUGUCGCGGUGGAUAUCUGGAGUGCUGGGUGCAUCUUUGCUGAGAUGCUCGAGGGCAAGCCGCUUUUCCCUGGCAAGGACCACGUACACCAGUUCUCGAUCAUCACUGAGCUCCUUGGUACACCGCCAGAAGACGUCAUUCAGACGAUCGCCAGUGAGAACACACUCCGUUUUGUACAAAGCCUGCCGAAACGCGAACGCGUGCCGUUUAGCGAGAAACUCACGUGCAAGGACCCCGUUGCGAUCGAUCUGCUUGAGAAGAUGCUCGUUUUCGACCCGCGGAAGCGUAUCACCGCGACGGAGUCGCUCUCGCACGAGUACGUCGCGCCGUACCAUGACCCAACGGAUGAGCCGGAAGCUGGGGAGAAGUUCGACUGGAGCUUCAACGAUGCGGACCUGCCCGUGGACACGUGGAAGGUCAUGAUGUACAGCGAGAUCCUCGAUUUCCACCAGGUCGGUGAUUCACGAUUGAACGAAGGCGUACCAGAGGGUGCGCUCGCAGCACCAGAAGACCCUGCUGCCGCAUCCGUCGCUGCGACAGCAGAAUAGAGCGCUCAUGCAGCGGCCCGUGCGCGCCAACUCCAGUGCACUACCGCUGCGAGCCGGUCGGCGCAUGAACGAACGAAUGAACGAACAAACAAACGUUUCUCUCUCUGUUGUGCUCUGACGUGUGUGAGAUGUGCCGUAUCAAUAGGUCUGAUCUGUGUAAUGCCCUUUGACGUCUCUCUGUUUGAACUGUAUGCGGACACUGGUGCUACGAGCGGUGGUGGCGGUGAGAGGAAAUAAUAUGUGGAUCUCUUGCCCGAGGCCCAAGCAUAUACGUACGGGCAGGAUGGUAAUGGCCGGUGGGAAAACGCAAUGUACGAUCCGGGUGUACACAGUACAAGUGUCUUGUUUUCAU